Messenger RNA from Hylaeus volcanicus, 12287 nucleotides. RefSeq lists its product as uncharacterized. The transcript is spliced from 19 exons. Bases 1503 to 7100 code for a protein of 1865 amino acids. Gene Ontology annotation, molecular function: protein binding. Gene Ontology annotation, cellular component: adherens junction; plasma membrane. NCBI's taxonomy places the organism in Eukaryota, Metazoa, Arthropoda, Insecta, Hymenoptera, Colletidae. The record is from RefSeq and is a predicted model, not a curated record. Gene Ontology annotation, biological process: establishment or maintenance of epithelial cell apical/basal polarity; protein localization to plasma membrane; generation of neurons.
CGCUGUCGCCGCUUGGCGGUGAGGGCUGAAGAUCACCAUACGUCGAGCGAUGUCAGGGCUGCUGCCGCCGUCGGUUAACACGCACAGGUUCACACCCAUCCUCGCCGAUAGUUUUCACAAUCAUCGACAUCGCGGCAAACAGAAAGGACGUUCCUCGACAAACGUAACUUUGUGGUGUCAUUGAAUCGGGACGCGAUCGGGACACCGUAACCUCGUUUUCAGUGCGGGAGAAAAGAAUUGGUGAUCGAGUCGGUGUGAGAAAAAAAGUGCUUCGUUAUCGGGGCAUAGAGAGGCAGGGUGGUUGUGUUCGGUGGAUGCUCGCCGAGAUCCUGUCGGGGAAUCGAAUCCAAAAGGAUGCAGCGCGCACCUAGCUUAUUCUACGGAGAUAAAACGACCAUCCGCGAAGGCGUAUCGGAUGAAACGUUAUAGUCAACCGUCAUAAGCGAAAUUGCAUCCCGUUGUACACAUUUUAAUUACCCGUAAUACCCAACUACACCUUAAUCUGGGAAUGGUCUUUCUUGUUCCCUGCUACAUGUAGCGGACUAAACCGUGAACGAUUGUAGAGGUUACGUUUACGCGUGAAUCGUUCCGAGUGGGUAUUAGUUUUCGAUUCUGCAUGUAAUCGUGAGUGUCCUUCGAGCAGGGAGGGAAAGAAGAUAAUCCGGACAGGAGCGUCGAGGGACAGAGGAAUUGCAUAAGAAUCCCUCGACGUCGUGACAGUGUUCCCUUCGGUGUGAAAACGGUAUACAUCGUAAAGGAUGUGCGCGUGAUAAAAAAAAAAAGAAAAGAAAAGAAGAGGCAAUCGAGAGAGCUCGAGUCUAAGGGAGUCGUGGGGGGCUAUCAUGAGGAUAGUCGGGGCCGAUCCCGUCUCGUCGAAUCGGGGCAUCCUCGAGAUUUCCGAAUGCUACUCGCGACGAGCUGUGCGCUCGAGGAUGCAAGGGACCAGGAUGAUCGAAACGAGCGUGGAGUGGAGUUCCGUGAAAGCUCUGAUCAAUAAGGGACAUCGGGAGUUCUGAGCUCGGUGGAUCGUUCGCGGAAGUGGACAUCGUCGCGAGGAUGUAGGGGGGCCCAUGCACUCGGGGCCCCGGCGAGGGUUUCCUUUUGGACUUCUCGGCGCCAAGACUUUUGGGAAGUUGUUUAGAAAAUCUUGGGAUAAUCGUCGAGAUAUAUGUUCCUUCGGUUCUCGUGACAAAAGUGACCGGGAAUGCCCGCAGUUAACGGGAAAGGGAACGAGCAGAACAGGAAGCAACGUUUACGUGUUCCGUAGCAAAACACUCUGAAACGUAGGUAUUGUCGGUGAAAAGUAGGUCGCGAAAGGUCGAUAGUGGCAUCGAACGGGAAGCGAAGAUGCGAGAGGAAACGGAAGGAAUGUCACGCGGUAACGACGUUAAUAUCGACGAAUCGUUUUUUCGUCGAUGAUGGGGCUGUGAUCGCCCAAGGCAAACGUCGAAUCUCCACCACAGAUCGAGUAGACCAGCGUCUACCCGUCGAGGCCAGCGAAAAUGGUCGAUUUAGGAGGAUACAUUAUCAUACUGAUCAACCAUAAUGACAAGAUCAAACUGUACGGUUCGCCGGCCGACAACGCGGACACGUUGGAGGUGGCGGAUGAAAUUUUAGAAGUUAAUGGUAGCACCUUGGAAAAUGCCAGCCAGUCAGAAGUCAUCCAAUACAUAUACCAGUGCAUCGAGUCCAGAACAAUAUGUCUGCGAAUACGGCGGAGAAGCGGAAACAAGAAGGCAGAGUUGGACGGGUUCAAGGCUGGUCGGGUGCGAGAAGCUUGGGUCAUCGCCGUCGAAAGACGCGCAAAGGAAAGAUUGCAGAGGCUUGCAUCGCACUGGAGAAUCCAACCUCGCGAUAUCGAGGCGAUUUUACACCACGAGAUCAACGAGUCGGUGGCGUCCACGAGCGGGGUCAACGCGAGCAAAAAUGUGACUGGCAACCAAAUUACCGUGACGCUUGCCGACAAGGAACCGAGUCCGAAUGCAUUUACCGCGAAGCUCAGCAACGGAACGAUCCCGAAAAUCAUAGGAAAGGACACCAAGGACGCCGGAGAAGGAAAGGACGCGUUGAACAAGCCCCAGAGCGGUCCCGAGGAAACCAAUCGUUUGACACCGGUGCAGGGUGGAAGGAUCGGGGAACGACGUGCCAGCAGUCCCUUCCAAAAUGGCCAAACAGAAGUCCUGAUUGGAGAACCAGAAGGCGGGCCAAGGUCACCGCGGGGCUCGACGUCUUCGGCGAUAAACGACGGCAAUUUCCUGAAUCAACCGGACGAACGUGACGACCAACAACCGAUUUGCAGGUCCCGAAUUCGUAGCGGCAAUGGCGUGACGGACAUACACUCGCAGCAGCACCAACAGCAGCAGCACCACCAUCACCAGCAGCAGCAUCAGCUGCAGGAGAACAACAACGCGAAAAAGCCGCAGGAGGGACUCGGUCCCGAUGAGAUGUGGGCCCCUGGCGGCCUGGGGCCUCACCGGGAGCUACCAGUCGACGUGCCCGACACCCUCCUGCAGAAGGCCUAUCCCAACAAGGUAAAGAACUGCUCUUCCGACUAUAGGAAUGAGCUUGGCCCCCGUAGCGACCUAGCUAGCGACCUCGACCUCUCCCUAAACCUUAAAAACGAGACCCUUAAGUCAUCGCAAUCACCGCCACCACCGCCGCCUCGCAUCACCAACGCAGACGACCGCGCUAGAACCGUCGAUCAAACGGACGCGACGGACGCAACGUCUAGACCGCCGUACGUCAGGAACGGGCACCAUCGACCAUCGCACAUGGUGAAGAUCGAGCUGAAGAUCGAGUCGGUGAACCUCGAGGACGAGGACGAGCGCAGCGAGUCGAAGGACGCCUGCAAAGAGUUAGAGGUGGACAGCCAUCGACGCAGCCCGUCCACUUUGGGCUUCCCAGACUCGAAGAAUCCCUUCAAGGACUUUGACGAGGAGGAGGACGAAGGAGUGAACGAGGACACGUCGGGUCAGAAGGAGUCCAGCGUGGACGUGGACGUCGAGGAGGAUUAUCCGUUCGCGAAGGAAGACUACCCGACCAUGCUGAAGACCUGCAGCGACGACUCGGCCAGUCCAAGAAGCUCCUCGGGCAGGUCGGACAGCACAGCACCGCUGGAUAGCAGUUUGGUGCUGAGACACGCGAAAAAUCGAGGCAAAGACUCGCCCACUUACGACGCCAGGCGGAUAGACUUAGGUUCCCCGUGUCGACCGGUGGUCCCUGAAAUCAAGGUGGCUCCCCUGUUCGCCAGAACGAGGGACACGACGUCGUUCGAUAACCCAGCGUACGGGCUGGCCGACCUGCAGGACUUGCAGGGCCUCUUGAUGCGAUCGGACGAGGUGUCCGAUCUGACCAGGUUGAUAGACGAGCAGUGCGUGAUCCCUAGACUGCCGCGGGACCAAGUGUCCCCUGUACGCGUCAAGGAGUCGCAUCAGCGGGUCGAACUGCUACCCUCGGAGCCGCCCACGCCAGCUAGCAAGUCUGCGAAGAGUUCCAAGAUUCGUCGACCCGCGGAGGAACGUACCAAGUUAAAAGCCAAGACGAAGAGCUUGGACGCGGAGGAGUUGAUGCGCGCUGGCUCUAACGAGGAUCUCGUGGGCAUCGAGUCGGGCAGUAGUCUCUCCUCGUCCUCGAGGCAGCGACCGAAGAAGAAACGCCAUCAACAGAUCUCCAGCGGUUACUCGACGCUCAGAAGCGACGCUUCCACCGAUCACGAGCUCGUCGAACGUAGUUUCCUGGUGGUCGGCGGCAAAGCCUACCGCGAGGUGGCCGUCGACUGCCCUCCCGAUUUCAUCCCCGUCACCAAGUGCCACCCCGUCUACCCUCCGCCCAACAAAACCCCUGGCAGCAGCAAGCAGAACACCCUCGAACCGAAACGAGAACGUAACGGAACGGUGAACCGAGACGGCGCUGCACACGGUGGUCUAACGGCGGGGGGACGCGGGGAUGACGGGAUCGCGAUCGCGGCAUCAUCACCUUGUCUUCCCUCGAAAGACCUUAGCCUAGCUACGGAGACCGUAGCCGCGCGCACGCUAGACAGAAAGCACGACUCCUCCAAGAAGGUAAGGUCCAAAGUCAAGAGUUUGCUUCUCGACAGCUUCCUCUCUUUCGUGCACCACGAGCCAUCGCCGACACGCCAUCGCAAAACGUUUCACGCUUCUAGCACGCAACACCCCGUCUCCUCUAACCGCUCGUUGCUCUCGCUAAACUCUAAUUGCGAUCCUCUUCCUCUUCCACGUCCAUUGAUUCGCGACUCACUCGCCAAUGACGCAUUCAGCUCGUCUUCGGCUCUUUGGCAAUCCGCGCCUCCACAGGCACGCUUCUCCUGCGACUUGACCGCAGAUUUUGCAAUGAGUCCUAACAGCAUCGAUUUCGGUCAAGACGAUUUGUUCGAUGGAAAGCCCAAAGUGCAGACUGAGACGACAGGAUGUCUGUCGUUCGUUCAGGAGACCAAUCAGAACUCGAGGAAUUCCUUGCGCGAGACCAACAGGAAAUUUGGCGGAUAUCAGAAGGGAGGAGUGUCUCCUGGCUUGGAAGAGUCCCCGAGCGUGCAAAACCAAAAGAACGUACGGUUAUCUCUCGAAUACAAACGUUCCAAGCUUUUGGACGUUCCUUGGAGUUUGGCCAUGUGUCGUGACGGGUCGAAAAGCGACCCAGAACUCUUCUUUCCCUCUCGUUGCGGAGUUCAAUCCUGGUUGUCGGACUUGAAUCUGGCAUAUCCUUCCACGAAUUCGCGGGAAAGCCCCGUGCGUGAGAUUAAGUUCGACCGUCGAGAUCUUUGCUUAAAUGAUUCGAGUUGGAGCACCCCGAAGCUAGAGAAACCAAGGUUGGACGCUUCGAAGAUACAUACGUGCUCUUUGUACCAGGGCCUGGACAGUCUUGACCAGCACCAGGCCGGUCUGAACGGGGUGAAACCUGCCAUCCCCCCCAGAGACCAAAAGAGGGCACCCGCCAGACCACCGAAAGACAAUCUACGUCUGUCCACGCAGAACAAUAAUGUGGAGAGCACCGAUAACGCCAACGCCGAGCCUACGCAGCAACAACUGCAUUCCAUCAGGAAAUACCAGGAGCAACUGCGGAAACGGAAGGAUGAAGAGGAGAGGCAGGAGAUACUCAAUAGAUCCCUACGAGGAUCCACGAAGCUCCAAGCGUUGGAGAGUCACGCGACCAGUCUCGCCGGCCAAGAAAAUCCUGCCUACUCCCAGGACGAGGUGACCACCGUCGGUCGUUCGACCCAUGUCUUAGCGAACGCGACGCAUGAAGUCGAAGAGCCUCCCAGGCCACUCACAUACGGAGAGGUCGUUGCAACGUUGGAGAGGUUACAGCUUCAGCUGCGCAGCAUUUCUGGCGCUCUGGGCAUCUCGGGACCAGGCGUGGAAGCCGAACUCGAAGCGGUGCGAACGCUUCUGGUACAAAGUCGAUUUGCAUCCGCACUUGCCACUCACCACGUUUUGAAGAACAGGUUGAGAUCUGGCAAGGUUCUCAAACAUCACGUAGAAGACGCAUCAACUUUGGCCCGAGAUUGCGUGGAGAUCCUGGAAAAAUGGCAAUCCUCGUCCACGACAACGGGUGUCGGCGGAGCGGAAACGAUGGCCGCCGUAGAAGAGUUGACCGGUAUCUUGACGAAUUACGACAUGGAGGCUCUCCUUCUCUCUCACGACUCGAUCGUUUCAUACGUCGACGGAUUGCAGAGGAAACAGAGCCCCUCCUCCUCGUCUCCAAGUGGUCCUCCCAGUCCGACAUCUAGCUGGAGAGGCUCUCGAGCCGUCGAUAACAUCAAGAUCAUCAGAAUCGAGAAGACGAACGAACCUCUAGGUGCUACAGUUAGAAACGAGGGCGACGCCGUCAUCAUAGGUCGAGUUGUGCGCGGCGGUGCAGCGGACAAGUCUGGGCUUCUCCACGAAGGCGACGAAGUCCUCGAGGUGAACGGCGUGGAAAUGCGCGGGAAGAGCGUGAACGAAGUCUGCGAUAUUCUGGCUGGUAUGCAGGGCAGUCUGACCUUCCUCGUUCUUCCGGCUCCCACGAGUCACAGAAAUAACCUGUCGAAUAGAAGAGAAGAUUCCAAUCAGCUACAACACAUACGAGCGCACUUCGACUACGACCCCGAGGAGGAUCCCUAUAUUCCCUGCCGAGAACUGGGAGUUGGCUUCCAAAAGGGUGACGUGUUGCAUGUCAUCUCGCAGGAGGACCCUAAUUGGUGGCAGGCGUAUCGGGAGGGUGAAGAUGAUCAAACUCUUGCUGGCUUGAUACCUAGUAAAGCCUUUCAACACCAACGGGAAUCUAUGAAGCAGACCAUCGCAGGUGACAAAUCGACUGUACGCGGCUCCAAAAAGUCCAGCACGCUGUUGUGCGCCAGAAAGACUCCAAAGAAAAAGAAACGCAACAAGAGUGGGGCGAACUACAAUGACGACGGUUAUCCUCAUUACGCGACGACUGCCAUCGACGAUUACGACAGCGAGGAGGUACUGACAUACGAGGAGGUUGCCUUGUACUAUCCAAAGGCGGAUCACAAGAGACCGAUUGUCUUGAUCGGACCGCCCAACAUCGGACGACACGAGCUGAGACAGAGAUUGAUGCAAGACAGCGAACGUUUUGCGGCAGCCAUUCCUCACACGAGUCGUCCCAGAAAGGACUCAGAAGUCGAUGGACAAGAUUACCACUUCAUCUCCCGUUCACAAUUCGAAUCGGACAUCCUCUGUCGGAAGUUCGUCGAGCACGGCGAGUACGAGAAGGCUUACUAUGGCACCUCCGUAGAGGCUAUACGUACGGUCGUGAACUCUGGGAAGAUUUGUGUUCUGAAUCUUCACCCACAAAGCCUGAAGAUCCUCCGAAACUCGGACUUAAAGCCAUACGUGGUGUUCGUGGCGCCGCCUAGUUUAGAAAAGCUCCGCCAGAAGAGGAUCAAGAACAACGAGAGCUUCAAAGAGGAAGAGUUAAAGGACAUAAUAGAGAAGGCGCGCGAAAUGGAGGACAAGUAUGGUCAUCUGUUCGAUAUGAUCAUCAUCAACACAGAUACAGAUCGCGCGUAUAGUCAGUUGCUGACGGAGAUCAACUCGCUAGAAAGGGAGCCACAAUGGGUGCCCGCGUCUUGGAUACAGUAAACGCAAAGAUAUGCAGCCGUAAAGUCUGACCCGAACGAUUCCAGAGACUGGUUCUUCUACAUGGUGCCUGUUAUACAAUUUUACGUUUCGUACACGCGCGCAUCGAAACCCCCUGCCAGGCUGUCGUGUCCCCACUACUCGAUCUGGCUUGGUGGUGCAGUCUUCCGUGUUGCAUUCGUCGGUGCCAUCGGAGGUCCCAAUGAGGAUCGUCGGGCCGGCAACCGUUGGAGCGUUCGUCAAAUUGUGCUUCACUGUUCCUCGAAAAAUCGAAGCGUGAACGACCCGGGGUCGUCCUCGACUAAUAGGUCGAAUCCUGAGUUCCUCGCGGCUUUUUCAGCUCGGAACUCCCCUCCGUGUUCAUUUGUACAGCGAGCAGUGCCGCGAGGAGAGAGGUCGGUGCUUUUCCGUAUAAGACGCUGAAGUUUACCCAAAGAUGCGUGAACCUCGAAAGAGAUCUCGCCCGCCUUCUUUCAGAAUUCAACAGCCUUCUCCAGGAUCCAGGCGCGUGUUCACGUGACAUUUAAGUCUUGAUUUUAUAGCAACUAUACGUGACAUUUUAGGUAGGUUAUAACGCAUGGUUUUAUCAUGGCGUGGAAUUUGUUAUUACGAACAUAUAGCAUACACCAUGAUGUGAUUUCGCCAGCUCCUCGCGUUUUAAAGAAAGUUAUUUACACGGAGAUUACUAUUUAAGUAACUUGGUGUAAAAGACGGUAAUGUUCUCCCAAGGAUUUUGUUACUGAACGUUUUAACCAAUUUAUCUUUGUCCUCCUGAGCAAUUAUAUAUGAUGUUAAUCUAGAAUACGGUAAAUUGAAACGUAAAGAGGAAUGGUAGCAGUAAGGUGAAACAUGUUACAAUAAUUGCGUGUAAAGUUUAAAUCAAACUCGCUUUUAUAACACCGAAGUAGCGAGACUGAUCAGAACGUCAUGACAAACGCGACUUUCAGUUUUUACGAUGAUAAAUGUCAGUGACAUUAACUGUCAUUGAAAGUCGUGACUUGGCGUCACGUGGACACGUAGCCGAGCUGCGAAAAAUAUCGAAAUCGCGAUAAUCUCAGUCAGCAGAAGCAUCUUUACACACUUACGCGCGCGUACACAUUCAAUGCACCUUCUGCUGCUGUAUCUUAACUCUAGAAAGACUAACUUGCAAGAAGGAUCGUCGGACCCACCGAUUAGAACAUCUUAAAAAUAUGUUAUUCGUAUAUGUUAUCUUGUGAACUUUGUCUAGAAUAUUUGUUGUCGUUAACGCGAAUCUCCGGUGGUUAUUCUAACAAAAAAUUUAAUACGACGCAUAAUUUACAAGCUAUUUGAGGUGAGUAUGUCACGUACCUCAAUCUGUAUAUAUGCAAAUUAUUAACGAUAUAAAAUACACUAGAAACAUUAGUGUAAACUUUUUGGUCGAGCGAUUCUUUCCUAACAUGCGAAACUGUUAUUAUUCAUGAAAUACUCGUGUCUAGAGAUCAUCUUCCAAGGAUAAUUAUGAAUGACAUGGGUGGGCUCGAGAAACUUCUAUGCAUGAAGAGGAUUGUCAGUGGUACCUCCAGGUUUGAUUGACCAUCUUUCUCACUGGUUUUUCUUGUGACAAAUGCAGUCAAUCAAAUAGUGAACUUACAAUGAACCUUACCCAUGUAUGGCCAUUAUACACGCCAUUUAAUGAAGCUCAGUCUUUCUAGGGUUAAUUUAGAUCGUCUCACCCGAACUUGGCCAAAUUGUUAAGAUUUUACCUUGACCGCGUUUCUCUCGUAUUCCAUGAUACGUGUGAAGGCGGAACAUCAUUAACCUUUCAUCGUUCAUCGUAGACACUCGUGUUUGUUUAGAGAAGAGAAAUCCGUACCUCUAACCGCCCCGUAGACGCCCGUUAACGCGAUAGGAAUAGGCUCGUGUGUAAAUCAGUGCGAACAAGCUUCUCGAAGUACCUCAACCUUAGCCCUCCAAUUUCUUUUGUCAACUUAGUGGAACCAUUAUCUUCGUUACAUUUUUACUUCUUUACUUGACCAUAGUCUUUUUAUUCAGCUAUUUCAAUCGAUUAGUUAUCAAGGAGAUAGGAUAUAACCUACAUACGAAAAGUAUGUAACACUUGUACGUGUGUAAUACAUAAAAAAGUAACUCUGGUUUUAGCAAACUGUCAAGCAAUUUUUAGAAAAUAAAUAAAGGAGUUAAAAGGGGGAGGAAGAUAUUCGAAAUUAAUUGCAAUUAAUUGUUCAAUAAAUUAUAAAUCUAAUUGGUUAAUGCUCAAAAUUGAUUUGAACUUUGAAUUUUGGCGCCUAUGGCAUUGGUUGAACGCAUGCGCGAAAAUUCCGAAGUUUCUGUCGACAUAGGUUGUAGGUGGUUGUAGGUUAGGUCCUUCGCGAACGUGGUUUCCUGAUCGCAGAAAAUGAUAGAAUAACGCGAAAGCCGAGAAAGGACGAUCGAAUCAACUCGAUUCAGAGACAAAACUCGCGUCGAAUGUAGUUUAAUUUCGGUGUCGUGAAUCCCAGCUAGAAAAUGAAACGUGAAAAAAGUAAUUUUAGUCGAGCGUUCGAGUGAAGUUAAACAGAACCGCGCACGACUGUUGUGCCAAGUAUUGAGAAGGACACGGAGAAACUAAGAUGUGCCAAAUUAGCGUCCGGAUUCGUUUGUCCAUAGAGAAGUCGAAUAUCUUUUCUUUUGUCGCGGGAAGGACGCUCGAAAUGGUAGAGAAAAAUGUACGAGAAACACGCUCAACGGGCACCUUUGCAUCCGUCAUUAUAUUGAUUCUGUAAAUAAUUGUGCACUUGUAUAGAAAAAAGAGAUGACGAGUAAGACGUUUCAUCGUUAUUAUUAUUCUUAGUAUUAUUAUCAUAAUUAUAUUAUUAUUAUGAUUAUUCUCUUUGCUAUUGUCAUCGUAUCACCCCGUACUCUUUAUUGAGACAUGGCGUUUUAGGCGAUGCGAACAGAAGGUCAGUACGAUUGUAUUUUUAAGCGGUCAAUCAAAAAACUUCAACGGCAGCAUUUUGAUUUACGGAUGGAUCUGCGUAUGGAACGCUUUGGUUGCAGCAUCGUUAACGUGUUACAUAGUGUUUCCACAUUCAAAGAUUAGUGAUAUGUUUUGUCAUCGAUCACAUGUUAUAAAACUUCUAGCAACAACGACACUUAUUCAAACUACAAGGAAAACUAGUAUUGAGAAUCUGCUCCUUAUCUUUCCGGUGCGAUAAAGCAUUUCAUCCUGUUAAAAAUACUUUUUUUAAGUAUUACUUGUAACUAGAAAUCCACCAGCACUGGUGUUAUAAACCUUUAAUUUAUAGUUGCGUAUGCAAGAAAACUCUUACUGUCAGUAAUCUUUGCAUGGAGAAACUGCGUCGCGUAGGGACUGCGAAUUCUUUGUGUCUUUCAGAUGUUGUUAUUGUGCUAACUUCUUUUAUCUCGGGACUGUGUAUGUUGUAUAUUUUUGAACCUGUAGUUACACAAAACUGUUGCAUCACCAGAAAACAUUACGCGAAUCGUUGAACAUCCGUACGACUAUGUUUACUUUUUAAUGAAAAUGUGUGAUGGUUGCUGUCUCUCUCUGGAUGCCUGAGACAUUUAUACUCGUUAAUCUGCGACGGACGAGAACCAAUAAACAUUUUUCGUAGGUAAAAGCGAUUAAACGCAAGUACUGUGCGUAGCGUGUGAUCACGAUCGAGAUAUGCCUGUCAAGCUAUGUGUACAUUACUACCGCUACUAACGAUUACGAUUUCUUUUAUUCGACGAUCAGAUUCGAUUUUAUGUGUAAAAUAAACGUACAACUUGAAAGAGGAAAUAUAAUAUGUAUAGGGAUGCAUAUGCACGUUUUGUAUAUACGGUAACGGUAUAUACGCGCGCUCGUGUGUCGCGAGAGUCGAAAGACAAACCGGAAUAUCAAAAUUCGACGUGUAUUUUGUUAAAAUUCUCUUGUUGUUGACUUCUUCGGGGAAACUGUACAAUAAUUUUACGCGUCGUUCGAUUUCCUUCAAACUCUUCUUCUAUCGCGUUCCUCUUCCAACGUAAUCAGAUUGUAUCGAUAUGACAAACAAUGUGAACCUGAUAUGUUCACUUUACAUGAUGCUUUUGGAAUUAAGACGUACACGUCAUUUGCUUGGUCUCGUUACAAUCAGAAAGCACGGAUUCCCUCGUUCGACUGUGUCAAUCCUCAUAAGCGUUUAGUCGAUCACUACAUGGCGUACGGUGAACAUCCAUAGGUGUUCAGCGACUGUGCUUAAUAAAUACGACUACGGUAUUCUCGCACACCGGCACAUGCCAAGCCUUCGAAUUUCAGAGACAACUACCGAAAUGGUUGAUAGAAGCGAUACCGUAGAGUCAUAAGGUCGUUUAGAAGUCGCUGGUGUGUUAGAUUAAUCAAGACUCAUAUAGAUCGUUCCCUCGAAGCGCUCAACUGUCGACGAUAGGACAACCGUCGAUGACGAUGUUUCUUUUUAUUUUCCUUUGAGAACGGGACGAUACAUAUUCGAUUAAUUUUGUUACGGGGUGGACCAUGCGAAGUAUUCAAAGCUGUAUUUGUAGAAAUAUCAAAAAGACAGUGAUAACAUUUUCGAUUUACAAUACUGUCCCUCAGUUUGUCACCGUUUGAUCUUCAGCUUGAGACGAUACCGAGGGACAAUACUGUAUCAAUUUCCUUGGGCUAUUUUACGUGACGUGGGGUGUCACAGCCAUGCACCCCAACGAGCACGUCUCAACCUUCACUUUUAAACGAAACAGCGUAAAUAUUUUUCAAAUGAUGCAGUGAAGAAUUAAAAUUCAAUGAAAUAAUGAAAAAUAAUUACACGUUUUUGGAAUGUAGUUGAAGUGUCAUUGUCUUAUUUGCAUUUCAGUGUUUCUUAGUUGUUUAUUCGUUUAAAGCAGACAUGUCAUAUUUUAUACGUAAACGGAAUUGUUUUUGAUAGUUCCCGGGAAGAUGAUAUGCAUGGACCACCCUGUACGAGAGUACGAGAACAUGCGUUCGCGAAAGAAUCCCAAACGACGCGCGGUAUAAUUAGCAAUAACACGAAGGUAAUGUAUUGUACGCCGAAAGAAAGAUCAGUUGUGGAAAAAGAUACGACUGUAAUGCGUCAUACAUCCUUAGUCAGCCUUCGUAAAGCGUCCACGACUAGGCCGAAAAUUAUUCAACGUCAUCCACAUUGUCUUCACUUACGGUACCACAAUUACGCAAGACUGAUCUUUCUUUCUCCAAGCAAUACAGCGUACGACGCAAGGAAA